GAUGGAGUUGUGUCGGGAGGCCCUUACGAACCCCGUCUACGGUCCCCGGCCACCAGGAGACAGGAGCGCUGCAGUCGCCAUCGUUCUGACUGAUGGAGUGGCUAAUGAAGGACAAAUCACAAUCGUGGAGGCUGCGCGCCGUAUGGCCCUCUCCGGGGUAAAGUCUCUUGCUGUAGGGGCUGGGCCCGGUAUAGAUGACGCCCAACUCCUGGAGAUAGCACAAGGACGACAGGCGAAUGUCUUCUCCGUGGGAAGCACUGCCGAACUCGUCGAUAUUGCGCAGAACAUAGGUGUCUCGUCUUGUGCUGAUAUUGACACGACAACUACAGCUACGACACCAGCAGAAGCGGACUGUAAGUGGGGUGACUGGAGUCCCUGUGACGCGCCAUGCGGAGGCGGUAUUCAGCGGAGAUCCAUGGACUGCUGUGACUGCACGCCCAGGGUGGCAAUCCGGUCCUGUAAUCGUGAUCCCUGCCCAGUCGACGGAGCCUGGGGUCCUUGGUCUGCCUUUGGCGCCUGCUCUCGCAGCUGUGGAGGCGGAGAACAGAUCCGCACACGCAGCUGUAACAGCCCCCCAGUGGCCGGUGACGGACAGCCUUGCCAGGGCCCCUCAGCUGAGAUACAGGCUUGUAACGACCAGGGCUGUCCCGUUGACGGCCAAUGGGGAGACUGGUGUUGCUCAUGGUCAGCAUGCAGCGCCACCUGUGGAGGAGGUCAGCGCACGCGCACUAGGCAGUGCAGCAACCCCGCUCCAGCCAAUGGCGGCGCAGACUGUGUUGGAAGUGGUAUUGAAGAGGAGAUGUGUAACACACAGCCAUGUCCUACCGAUGGCGGUUGGUCAAACUGGUCCGACUGGUCAGCCUGCAACGUAAAUUCGUGCACCUGUUCACGCACGCGCACUUGCUCCUCUCCGGCACCGGAAAAUGGUGGAAAACCAUGCAUGGGUGACCUAGUGAACCGACGAGCGUGUUUUGUCUUUUGUUGUCUACCUGACUUCUCCCGCUCUCUUGGACUAGGAGGGCGACUUCCAGGCCCCUUUGGUGGAAUGGGCUUUGGUGGAAUGGGCGGGGGACGUAGCUUAGGCGGAAAGAGCUGGAUGCGAUGCUGAAGUCAGAGUCAUGUGAACGCAGUCAACAUAGGUGCUUCUAAAGUUCAUUUAUUUACCUUUGGUUCUGGUUUAAGUUUUAUUUUACGUGGCCUUUUAAAGUAAGGU
Messenger RNA from Lingula anatina, 1213 nucleotides. RefSeq lists its product as uncharacterized. The record is from RefSeq and is a predicted model, not a curated record. Lineage: Eukaryota; Metazoa; Brachiopoda; Lingulata; Lingulida; Lingulidae.